This is a messenger RNA of Drosophila biarmipes, 2899 nucleotides long. RefSeq names its product fatty acyl-CoA reductase wat (gene FarO). Gene Ontology annotation, biological process: long-chain fatty-acyl-CoA metabolic process. Gene Ontology annotation, cellular component: peroxisome. The record is from RefSeq and is a predicted model, not a curated record. Gene Ontology annotation, molecular function: alcohol-forming very long-chain fatty acyl-CoA reductase (NADP+) activity. Lineage: Eukaryota; Metazoa; Arthropoda; Insecta; Diptera; Drosophilidae. The transcript has 8 exons. Bases 62 to 1552 code for a protein of 496 amino acids.
UUGACCCACGAAGCCGGCCUGCAGUGAGCUGUGGGCUCUGGUCCGUGGAUAAUCAGAGGAGAUGGAGGAGUUUUUCCAGGACAGCGAGAUAUUCGUGACGGGCGGAUCGGGAGUGGUGGGCAAGGCGCUGAUCGAGAAGCUGCUGCGCUCCUGCAAUGUCCGCCGCAUCUACGUGCUGCUGCGUCCUCGCCGGCAGCUGUCGGCCCAGGAGAGACUCCUUCGCCUGCGCCAGGCGACGGUCUUCCAUGUGCUGGCCGUGCAGAAGCCACAGCAGCUGGACAAAAUAGUGGCGGUGCCGGGGGACGUCUCACUGCCGGGGCUGGGCAUCGAUCCAGCGAUGGUGGAGCGCAUGCGAGGCGUUUCCCUGGUCUACCACUGUGCCGCCACGGUGCGGUUCGAUGAGCCGCUCCGGGUGGCACUCCGCCUGAACGUCGGCGGCACCUUGGAGGCGCUGAAGUUCGCCGAGAACCUACCCCAGUUGCGGGCCUUUGUCCAUGUGUCCACUUUCUACAGCAAUCCCUAUUUGAAGCGGGUGGAGCCCAAGUACUACUCCUCGCCCAUGGACUGGCGACUUUGCCUUCGCCUGCUCGAUGAAGUUCCAGACGAUCGAAUGCUCAACGCGCUCACAAAAAAGUUGAUCGUGGGCUUCCCCAACACGUACACAUUUACCAAGAACCUGGCUGAGUCCCUGGUAAAUGACUACCGCCACCGCCUGCCGCUGAUAGUGUACCGGCCAUCCAUAGUACUGUUUGCGGUGGACGAUCCUUCGCCUGGUUUCUCGCCCUCCUUGAUGGGCGCCAUGGGUCUGUUCGCUCUGGUGGGCGCUGGAAUCCUGAAGACCGUGUACCUGGGCAGGGACAUCCGACUGGACAUCACGCCGCAGGACAUCGGCAUCAAGAGCAUGCUGUGCUACACGAAGCGUGGAUCCGAGAUCUAUAAGCGGGGUACGCCGGAGGAGCUGCCCGUCUACCUGUCCUCAUCCUGUACCCACGUGCCGCACACCUUCACCGCGAUCGCCGAGCAGAUGGACACGCUGGACCUGUGGCGGGACGUGGCCUUUGAAAAGAACCUGAUGAUACCAGGCUGCCACUACACGGACAGGCGGUGGGUCUACCAGUUCCUCGUCUUCACCAAGCAGAUUCUGCCGGCCAUGCUCAUCGAUCUGCUGCUGAGGAUCUUCGGUCAGAAGCCCGUGCUGAUGAGUGCAGUGCGCAAGGCCUACCAGACGCUGGAGGUGAUGCAGCCCUUUAUGUUCAAUAACUACGACAGUCCCGGGCUCACGGACAUGGAGUCGCUGGCCAAGGAGAACGAGGGCACCGCUUUCCACUUGGAUGCCUUCAACCAUCCGGAUAUCCAUGGCCUGGUCAUUCAAUCCUGCGGGGAAAUGCUCCUCAGCAUCCGAACGCACUUGCUGCGCGAGGAUCCAAAAACACUGGGGCGCUCUAAGAUUGUCCUGAGAACUAAGGUAAUACUCUACCGGCUGUUCCGCCUCUUCUUGCUCUACAAGAUCGUCUCAUGGGUCUGGAAAAGCUAUGUGUCGCACCUCUUCUAGCUCACUUUUUUUUUACAAUACUAUUAUCUUUAUAUAAUUAUUUUUUUUGUAAUCCAAGUAGUGUUGAACUUAAGGUCAGCUCAUUAAUGGCAAAUAAAGUUCUGACCAGUCAGUCCUUUUAAAAAUAUUGUCACUUUCUAAAUUAUGGAAGAUCAUAGGGAUCUCCGCCGGAAUAUAGCUGAAGAGGAGGAGGGAAAUGAGGAAAUGGCGACACCCGCGAACCAUCAGAAAAGUAACCCUAUUAUGAUCAUCCUGAAGCUGGUUCUUCGGUCAAUCCGGUGGCUGUUGUGGCCCAGCGCGAUACAUAAGUUCCUGUUCAAGUGCUGGCUGUCGGUGGUGGUGAUUGUCGUCUUCUCCAUGCUCUUCGACGAGUACCAGGAGCGCACCAUCGGGUGUCCCGUCGCAAACGAUUCCUGGCAGGUCUGGCUAAAGGAACUCCUGGCGGAGCUGCGCUCCCAUUUGCUGGAGGACUGCACACGCAAGAAGCGGUCGUUCUUCCUGCCAAGACCCAAGCCCGAGGACUGCAAGUGGUGUUUGCUAACCCGAUUUCUUUAAAAAUCUACCCUAGGACCCCUAUACCCAGAUUUCAUAUCCCACAUUUUUCUUUAUUUUACAAAGUUUAGGCUUAAGACAAGGGCUCUUAAGACAAGGGUCUAUCUUAUUUUGUUUUUAAUUAUAAUUUAUUCCUCUAACGAACGAACGAAAUUUAUGUUUCCAAUUCAAUUACAAAAAACAAACAGAAUGCUAAACAUAUGAGCUGAAACAUGGCUUACCUGUUUCAUAAACUUCUCAAGGGUUGAAUAUCUAUCGACCUACCUACCCAAAUUAAAAAGUAUCGCAUUUCAAGGCAACUAAUGAUAUAUGAAUCCUCCACUAAUCAUGAAAUCCUUACACGGGGUGUUAGCUUGCUCACCUGACUCUGUGACACAUUGUUGCUCUGGCGAAGGGAUCCAUACCGCUUGAUAACGCCAGAUCCCGAAAUGGAUCGGUUGAGGUCGUUCCUGGAGCUCACAUAGUCGGGCAGGUUGUGCAGCGAGCCCUGGAGAGAGAAACACAGUUAUAGUCAAUGGAUAGCCCCAGAUCUCUGGAUAUAGGCUACACACCUGGUAGAGAGCAUCCGGGCGGUACAUGGUGCCACUGGCACUCCGCUCGCGGUGGGCAUCCCUAAGAGGGGUCAGCUGCAGCUGGCUGUGGCACUUGCGGGCGAUGUCAUCGUUGCUGGUGCUCUUCACCACCGCCUGCGGUGGGGUCAUCAGUGUGGGUCCCUGCCCAUUGACGGCGCCGUUCGAGUUGUUGUUCUAAUCACAAGUUAUAGCUAUAGUUACAGCCAUUAAAGGGGCAAGAUAA